GACUGACGGGGAAGUAGGUGUUCUCUGCAAAGGGGUCCGCGCUCCACUUCCGGUGGGGCAAACACUCUCAAAUUGGAAUCUGCAGACUCGCCGGCGCCUGCGAUGAAGUCUUUACGGUUUCCGCAGCGGCGGUGCUGAGCGAAGUGUGUUUUCUCUGCAAGCCUUUCUGGAACCAGCAAGAGGGGGGAUGUCUGUAACACUGCAUACGGAUGUGGGGGAUAUCAAAAUAGAAGUCUUCUGUGAGAGGACACCCAAAGCAUGUGAGAAUUUCUUGGCUCUUUGUGCCAGUAAUUACUACACCGGCUGUGUAUUUCAUAGGAACAUCAAGGGUUUCAUGGUUCAAACGGGAGAUCCCACAGGCACUGGAAGGGGAGGCAGCAGUAUCUGGGGCAAGAAGUUUGAGGAUGAGUACAGUGAAUAUCUGAAGCACAACGUCAGAGGUGUUGUAUCUAUGGCUAAUAAUGGCCCAAACACCAAUGGAUCUCAGUUCUUCAUCACCUAUGGCAAGCAGCCGCAUCUGGACAUGAAAUACACAGUGUUUGGAAAGGUAAUAGACGGUCUGGAGACUUUGGAUGAGCUGGAGAAGUUACCAGUAAAUGAGAAGACAUACAGACCUCUCAAUGAUGUCCACAUUAAGGACAUAACGAUUCAUGCCAACCCAUUUGCUCUAUAGCUGUAAUAGACCUGGGCAGACACUUGGCAAACUCUUCACUGGAACACACCCAUUGUAAUGGGUUUAUCCAGUUCUGAUUAUGUCAGAGACUCUGGUCCUUCCGGUGUUCACAGUAAUGAUGUCCAUCUGGGAGACCUGUAGCAUUCACCCCCAGUCGUGAGCAUAUUCUGUACCACUGCUAUUGUUCAGUAUGUUUAAUUUAAAUACAACAAAGCAAUGCCUUGUUUUUAUUA
Messenger RNA from Peromyscus maniculatus bairdii (prairie deer mouse), 906 nucleotides. RefSeq names its product peptidylprolyl isomerase like 3 (gene Ppil3). Gene Ontology annotation, cellular component: catalytic step 2 spliceosome. Gene Ontology annotation, biological process: protein peptidyl-prolyl isomerization; protein folding. The record is from RefSeq and is a predicted model, not a curated record. Gene Ontology annotation, molecular function: peptidyl-prolyl cis-trans isomerase activity. Lineage: Eukaryota; Metazoa; Chordata; Mammalia; Rodentia; Cricetidae.